Molecule: messenger RNA, 1643 nt
Organism: Aureococcus anophagefferens
Lineage: Eukaryota; Pelagophyceae; Pelagomonadales; Pelagomonadaceae
Exons: 2
Source: RefSeq, a predicted model, not a curated record
AUGGCGACGCGCGUGCUCGCGGUUUCAGUCGCGCUCGCGGCGGCGAGCCAUGCCUUCGUCGUGCCGAAGACCCGCGUCGCACCGACGACUCUCAACGGCAAGGACAGCGACGUCGAAGAGCUCGUGUCGGCGUCGAUGUAUGGCACCGCCGCCGACGUCGCGUCCAAGGCCCUGGCCCUCGCGGACCGCACGGCGGCGGCGGAAAAGGGCGUCGCGGUGCUGCUGGGCGAGAUGGAGGCGCUGCGGGCGACCGCCGCGCGCGCCGAGGCCGCGGAGCAGGAGCUCGAGGCGACGACCGUCGCGCUCGAGACGCGCGCCGCGGCCGCGGCGCGGAAGCUCGAGGCGACGAACGUCGCGCUCGAGACGCGCGCCGAGGCCGCGGAGCAGAAGCUCGAGGCGACGACGGUCGCGCUCGAGGCGCUCCGCGAGGAGCGCGAGAGCUUCCUCGCGGAGCGCGAGGCCGAGGUCGAGGCCAUCGAGGCGGCGACGGCCGAGUCCAUGCAGGCGAGGAAGCGCGUCGCCGAGCUCGAGGACGCGCUGGCCGCGCUGGACCGGAAGCUCGCGACGGCGACGCGCGACGCCUCCGCCGCGUCCGAGCGCGCGGACGCGGCGCAGGCCGAGGCCGACGCCCUGGCGCUGAAGCGGGACCGCGCCGUCGAGCGCCUCGCCGUGAGCCGGCGCGACAACGAGGGCCUGCAGGAGGUGCUCGGCCGCCAGGCGGACCUCGUCGAGAAGUCGCAGGCCAACUACGAGAAGUCGCUCGCGGGCUUCCGCGAGGCCGCGGUGGAGGCCCAGUCGACCAUCGACCGCAUCGCCGAGUUCUCGGGCAUGGUCUGGGCGUCGGGUGCGUUCGGCAUCGGCGCCGCUACCGAGGAGGCCGCGGCGAACGCGGGCGAGGCCGAGGCCGAGCGGGCGGCGAAGGACGCCGCCCAGGUCGCGCUCACCCGGGAGCAGGCGGACCGCGCCUCCGACGCGCGGCGCGCCGCCGCCGCGGAGAAAGCGGCGGCCGACGAGCUCGCCGUCGAGGCCGCCAGGGCCGCGACGAACGCGGCCGAGGCCGCGCGCGAGCGCGACGCCAAGCUCGCGGCCGAGGCGGCCUUCGCCCGGGAGCAGGCGGAGCGCGCCUCCGACGCCGCGGCGGCGGCGACGGAGGCCAAGCUCGCGGAGACCAAGCUCGCGACCGAGGUCGGCCGGACGAAACUCGCGAGGGCGGACGCGAGCGAGAAGGGCGCGAAAGUCGUCGAGCUCGAGGGCCAGCUCGCGAGCCCGGCGGUGCUCUUCCGCCGCCUCCGCGUCGUCCUCGUCGCCCGGGCCCGCGCCGCCGCCGGUCGCGCCAAGAACGGGACGAUCUCCGCGGCCCGGGCCACGGGCUCCGCCGUCGGCAACGGCGCCCGGGCCACGGGCUCCGCCGUCGGCAACGGCGCCCGGGCGACGCGGUCCGCCGUCGGCAACGGCGCGGCCAAAACGCGCGCGGCCGCGUCGCGCGCGAAAACCGGGAUACUCGCCGCGGCCCGCGCGACGCGCUCCGCGGUGAGCACCGACGCGGCGGUGAAAACGCUCGACGCCGCCAGGGCCGACGCCGCCAGGGACGACCUGCCCAAAAACGGGGCCAAGGGCGGCGCGCCCCAGUAAGACUUCCAGUA